AUUUUGGAAAAUUUUAUGGUUUUAAUAGAUAUAAUUUAUUAUACUUUGUUUAAUAUAAAAAAAGUUCGGCUAAAAGAUUUUAUAAUUUAAAUUUACCUUUCAUGAUCAUACAGUUGUACCAUAGUAUUGUGUGUAUUGUGAGAAUUUUUAUGGCUUUAUUUUUUAAGUUUGUCAAUCUCGGAGAGAUAAAUAUGUGUAAGUUGAUGAUCAGCUUUAGGAGUCCCCGUUCUAACAAUUAUUAUCGUUACAUCAAAAAAAAAUUUUUUUCCUUAUUAGGUAGAUAUUCCCCGGUUUUUUUUUGGGUCGGGUCCCUUUUUUUUUUUUGGUCGAGUAGAAGUUUUUUUUUUUAAAAUAAAAAAAAUUUGAUUUAUUCAGAUAACAAUUUUGUCACAAAU
This is a messenger RNA of Rhizophagus irregularis DAOM 181602=DAOM 197198, 395 nucleotides long. NCBI's taxonomy places the organism in Eukaryota, Fungi, Glomeromycota, Glomeromycetes, Glomerales, Glomeraceae. The record is from RefSeq and is a predicted model, not a curated record.